Messenger RNA from Botrytis byssoidea, 1257 nucleotides. RefSeq lists its product as uncharacterized. Lineage: Eukaryota; Fungi; Ascomycota; Leotiomycetes; Helotiales; Sclerotiniaceae. Gene Ontology annotation, molecular function: iron ion binding; steroid hydroxylase activity; heme binding. The record is from RefSeq and is a predicted model, not a curated record. The transcript is spliced from 3 exons. The coding region runs from base 1 to 1257 and encodes 418 amino acids.
AUGAAGUCUAUGGUCCUCCAGAGAAUGCUUGAUGUGUCAAAGAAAGCCAUCAGUAUAGCGAGCCAGGACGACUCCGGAGUGAGCAGCAAAGCAAUAUCCAACAGUCUCAUCACACCAGAAAAAAGGUUCAACUACCUGGAGCGUAAGGCCACGCAUGACAUCGGUAGACCCUCGUCCCAUACAGCGUUUGUGCAGCAAUUUGAGAAGAAUCUGUAUCAGUGGGUCUCAGAGAGUGAAAUCACUGAGGAUCAGAAUCCAAAUCUUGCAGAGGAUCUCUGGAGCUUUGAUGAAAGUAUACCAUUCCUCUUGAGCGGUUUCCCCAAGAUCUUCAACCGACAGGCUGUGAAAGUGCGUGCAAGAUGUGUCCAAGCUUUUAGGAAAUGGAGAUUAUUUGCUUUGGGUGGGCAGAAGCAGGCUUGCUUUUUGCCGGAGCGAAAUAAGAAAUCGGGAUUGAAGUGUAUGGGCUUGAGAAAUCAGGUCUUCAAACAAUUCGAGGAAUGGGAUGAUAAUUCUUGUGCUGCGUCGGACUUCACUGUGCUCUUCGGGCUAAACUCGAACAUCGUGAGAGUAACGUUCUGCUUUCUCCUCGAAACCAUGCAGUCAGAAGACCUAUCAGGUGGUGCUAAUAAAGAAGUAUCAAAGGCUAUCAACACGGCCAAACACUUAUCUUCGUUUGAUUCAAAGAAGAUAAUCAAUUCGCCCUUGCUACAGUCUAUCUAUGUAGAGACUCUGAGAAUGUAUGUUUCGGUGCUGAUGCUUCGAAAGACUCGGCAAGAAUCUAAACUUGAUACUUGGACCGUCCCUUCAAACAUUGUUGUUGCGGUCUGCAAUUAUACCGAAUACAUGAACGAAAAACUAUGGAAUCCAGAGGGUGCCAGAGAAUCCCAUCCUGCGAGCACGUUCUGGGGAAGACGAUUUCUAAAACAUCCAGAACUGAAAGGUCCGGGGAAAGACCAUCACGAAAAGGAAAAUAGCGAGAAGCGGAGCGAGACAAAUCAGUCAGAACCUGCUCCUGUGUUUUCAACACAAGGACUUAGUUGCCAAUGGUUUCCAUACGGGUCUGGGGAGCGGAUCUGUCCCGGCAGGCACUUUGCGAAACAUCAAAUACUUUUGACGUUUGCAGUGCUAUCUACCUCUUUUGAUAUCGAGUUACAGGUGGUUGAUGGAUGGAAACCAAAGUCUGAUUUGAAGCAUUUUGGUUACGGAGUCAUGCCACCAGAUUCGCAAACCCCAUUUAGAAUCCGAAGACGUCUCUGA